Messenger RNA from Emiliania huxleyi CCMP1516, 357 nucleotides. RefSeq lists its product as hypothetical. Bases 1 to 357 code for a protein of 118 amino acids. The transcript has 3 exons. Lineage: Eukaryota; Haptophyta; Isochrysidales; Noelaerhabdaceae. The record is from RefSeq and is a predicted model, not a curated record.
AUGGCGGUCGGCGCGCUGCGGCUACUCGCGGGCGACGCUGCGGUCAUCUUGGCGGUGGACCGGUCAGCGACACGGCGCGCGCUCCUCGCGCCGUUUCUGCGAGACUGGCUCUCCGCCGGGGCAGAGUGGGGGACGGCCUUGAGAGCCGGCCCUCUCCCCGCGGCUUGCGAUAAGCUGUUGACUGUGUCGGCGAGCGGCACCGCCGAGGGGCUCGGAAUGGACAAGAAGUUCAUUUCAACUUCAUCAGUGGUUACUUCUUACACUCAGGCGAGCGGCACCGCCGAGGGGCUCGCGGCGUCCUUUGCGCUGCUCGCCGCGGGCGCGGGACUCCGGGCCCCUCUCUCAAUCGCUAGAUGA